GAAUCGAUUUUAAAAGUUCCCCCAACAAAAAAAAACCCUAAUCCCUAUAAAUACAGCCAUUCAUCAAAUCAAUUGCAUUCAUCUUAAGAAAUUCCCAAAUUUCUCUCUAAUCAAUCACUAUGAGGACUGUUAACCUAAGAUCAUCGGAGAACGAGGUUUUCAAGGUGAGGGAGGAGAUCGCAAAACAAUCCGUGGUGGUUCGAAACUUUCUUGAAGAGGAUGAAUCGAAUAGCGAUGAAGUUACGAUUCCGCUGCCGAAUAUUAGUGGAAGAAUUCUGGCAAUGGUGAUUGAGUGGAUUGUGAAGCACGUCGAAGAAAAGUUAACAGAGACAGCACUUAAAGAUUGGCAAAUUAAGUUCGUGGGUGAUCUGGAUUUGGAUUCGUUGUUUGAGCUUAUAAUGGCUGCUAAUUACCUGGAAGUCACCGAUUUAUUCCAUCAAACUUGCCAAAGCGUGGCUGAUAAGAUUGCCGGAAAGAGUCCGGAGGAGAUCCGAAAGAUCUUUAACAUUACGAAUGAUUUUACGCCUGAAGAAGAGGCUGAGAUUCGACGCCAGAAUGCUUGGGUCUUCGAAUCCGGUACAGGUAGCACCAGCGGCAGUAAAUAGAUUUCUGAUUUCGCUAGUUAUUGCUGCAUGUUUUUGGGCAACGAAGAUGGUGUCGAUAGGAUAUAUUAAAGCUAGUAUAGAUUUAUGGUCCACUGUUUUAAUCCAUUUGUGGUACAGUCUGCCAGUUUAGUUUUUAAAUGUUAUUUGUUAUUGUUCUUGUUAGAAACUUUACUGCUGAAUGGUAUGGAAUUUUUUUAUGUUGAAA
Benincasa hispida (wax gourd) is the source of this 810-nucleotide messenger RNA. NCBI's taxonomy places the organism in Eukaryota, Viridiplantae, Streptophyta, Magnoliopsida, Cucurbitales, Cucurbitaceae. The record is from RefSeq and is a predicted model, not a curated record.